UUGGAUUUGCCCCCCUUGCAUCCCCGCAGAGCUCGGGGGGACCCCCGGGGCAGCCCCUGGGGCUGGGUCCCCCAUCGGGGCCGCGGUCCCCAUGGCGGGUGGCGGGGUUUGGGAUGCAGUUGCCCAGGCAACGGGAGCAGGGCGUUCCUGGCAGCGGUGGUCGCCAUGGGGACGGGGAUGCUGACGAAGGCUUGCGAGGCUGAGAAGACAAAUUGCCCUCAUCAUUAUCUCCGGGCUUGUCAAUCAAACAUAUUCCCUUAUUUACCUCGGCGAGGAGAGAGCCCCGGGAGCACACGGAGAGGGAGGGAGCGAGAGGAGAGCUGCUUGCCCCCAACUCCGCACCGGGAGGGAGAGUCUCCAGCCCCCGGGGAUGGCCACCAUCACCUGCAACCGCUUCACCGAGGAGUACCAGCUCUUUGAGGAACUGGGCAAGGGCGCUUUCUCCAUCGUCCGGAGAUGCGUGAAGGUGUUGGCAGGACAAGAGUAUGCGGCCAAAAUCAUCAACACCAAGAAGCUGUCUGCCCGAGAUCACCAGAAGCUGGAACGAGAGGCUCGGAUCUGCCGCCUCCUGAAGCACCCCAACAUCGUGAGGCUCCACGACAGCAUCUCCGAAGAGGGCCACCACUACCUGAUAUUCGACCUGGUCACCGGUGGGGAGCUGUUUGAGGACAUCGUGGCCAGGGAGUACUACAGCGAAGCGGAUGCCAGCCACUGCAUCCAGCAGAUCCUGGAGGCUGUCCUGCACUGCCACCAGAUGGGGGUGGUCCAUCGGGACCUGAAGCCCGAGAACCUGCUGCUGGCCUCCAAGCUGAAGGGAGCCGCCGUCAAGCUGGCUGACUUCGGCCUCGCCAUCGAGGUGGAGGGGGACCAGCAAGCCUGGUUCGGUUUCGCUGGCACCCCGGGAUACCUCUCCCCCGAGGUGCUCCGGAAGGAUCCCUAUGGCAAAGCCGUGGACCUGUGGGCUUGCGGCGUCAUCCUGUACAUCCUGCUGGUGGGGUACCCGCCCUUCUGGGAUGAAGACCAGCACCGCCUGUACCAGCAGAUCACUGGGGCAUACGAUUUCCCCUCCCCUGAAUGGGACACAGUCACUCCUGAAGCAAAAGAUCUCAUCAACAAGAUGCUGACCAUAAACCCCUCCAAGCGCAUCACGGCAGCGGAGGCUCUGAAGCACCCCUGGAUAUCGCACCGUGCCACCGUGGCCUCAUGCAUGCACAGGCAGGAGACCGUGGACUGCCUGAAGAAGUUCAAUGCCCGGAGGAAGCUAAAGGGAGCCAUCCUCACCACCAUGCUGGCCACCAGGAACUUCUCCGGAGGCAAGAGCGGUGGCAACAAGAAGAAUGACGGCGUGAAGAAAAGAAAGUCCAGUUCCAGCGUUCAGUUAAUGGAAUCGUCGGAGAGCACCAACACCACCAUCGAGGAUGAAGACACCAAAGUGAGGAAGCAAGAAAUCAUUAAGGUGACAGAGCAGCUGAUCGAAGCAAUAAGCAACGGCGACUUUGAGUCCUACACGAAGAUGUGUGACCCUGGGAUGACUGCCUUCGAGCCUGAGGCUCUGGGGAACCUCGUGGAAGGCCUGGAUUUCCACCGAUUCUACUUUGAAAACCUGUGGUCCCGGAACAGCAAACCCGUGCACACGACGAUCCUGAACCCCCACAUCCACCUGAUGGGGGACGAGUCGGCCUGCAUCGCCUACAUCCGCAUCACGCAGUACGUGGACGCGGGGGGCAUCCCCCGCACGGCCCAGUCCGAGGAGACCCGCAUCUGGCACCGCCGCGACGGCAAAUGGCAAAUCGUCCACUUCCACAGAUCCGGCGCGCCUUCCGUCCUACCGCACUGAAGCGCGGCCCGGCCCGUGUCAGGUUUGUCACUGACUGAGUGAGUGCCCGGGGAGACCCCUCCGACUCCCCCCGACGGGACUUUGGCUGUUGGCUCUGCUGCUUGGUUCCCGCUGGAACAACCCCUCGCUUCUCACCGCACACACCCAACGGCCCCGCCGGCGCCCGCAAGCACCCCACCACCGUCCCCACCCGCCGGGCUCCCCUUUCCUCUGCAUGAACCAAGACAAGAGACACCGCGAACCUAAACCUCAGCAUUUGGCGCCUGCCGGGGCAAAAGCCUCUCCCCCCAACCCCGGGCUGCAUGGCAUUUCUGGCCCCCCCACGGCCCCGCAGCCCGGCACGGCCCUUGGACUGGGAUAGGACUCGUCGUCCGUCUCCAUCCCUGCCUCCGCUGGGAGCUCCCCGAGGAAGAGGAGGGCGCGGGGGCAGCUUGGAGCCACCCCGUGCCGCAGCCCCCUGCCAUGUACCCGUGGAUUUUGCCUUGCUGCUAUCGAGGUCCUCGCUCGCCGCUGGGGCUCCCACCCUGAUUUCUCACCUCCCGGCAGCCUCAGCCGGGGAAUUUGGGUUUAAACCAUCGGCAAAAAGUUCAGCGUCCGUGCGCCCCGGGUGAGGAGGGCCGUGUGUGCGUGGAGGGGUGAGUAAAGGCAACCCGGCGUUUUCCUUUCCACGGAACAUGGGCCAGCUCCUUCCCAGCAGGGUAAGUAGGUUUGCGCCCCGGCUGCUCGCCCUCCUUCCUCCCUUCUCCCCUGGGAGCCGGGACCGGCGAAGCCGGGAGGAGAUAGGCGACUGCACCCCAGGGCUUGGCUCUCCCAGCCCUGCCGGCGGGUUUGGGGCACCCGCAUCGCCCCCACGCCCUCCUCCCGUCCCUCUGAACCCCUUCCCCAGCCCCUCGCAUGCAGCACCCGCAGCUCCCCGCGGCACAAGGGCCGGGGCAGCCGAGCUGGCCACCGAUUCGAGACGCAAUCCGCCAUCGCCCACACGACACCUUCCAGCGAAGACGAGGAAUGCAAGCUUUAGUAACCAAACUCUGCAGAAAUCUGGUCGUGCUUCGAAGAAACAACCAAGCCUUUAGCUAUCUUCUACUUUGAGCGCAUGCCUUUUUAUAGGAACAAAGAAAACCGACCUACCGUGUAUUUCGUAACUUGAUUUGGAGUAUUUGCGGAAAUGGAUCUUUAUGUAAUAACUAGAAAUGUUCAGCUGUUUAGGGCGGGGGGUGGGGUGGGGUGGGGAUUUUCGGGGGUUGCUGUUUUUUCGUUGCGUUUACAUUUGGAGAGGGGUUGCAUUGCCGUGCUGCUCCCAGCACCGGGGCACCCAUGUCCCCAGGGCACCCACGUCCCUGGGGCACCCGCAGGGCUGCCUGCAGGGCAAACCAAGCACUGGGGGCUCUUUGGAGCCACCAGGAUGUGUUUUUCAGGAUGGAAAGCAGGGCCGGGAAGGGGGAUUUUUGGUCUCGCCCCUUUGCCGUCAGGUCUGAGAGGCGCGAGGGCGGAGGUUUUUCCGGCAGCCCUCCCGUUUCUGGGUCUGUUUUUCCGAUGGAAGCUCUUGGCUUGUUGGCGUGGGGCUCCUGCAGCGCCGCCGCCCCGGGGACUUUCUAGCUGCACUCUCUUCAUCUGCAUGGCGUUUAACUUUCUAGACGGUGCGUGUGUUGAAAAACAAAGAAAUGAACAACAACAACAAAAAGAAGAAAAACAAACAAAAAAAACAAGCGCUUGUUUUGGACAUAAAAAAAAAAAGGAAAAAAAGGAAAAAAAAAAAAGGAAAUGUUUUCUCCAUGUAAAUUCUGAGCGUGUAUUUUGCCUUUUCUGUGGUUUUGAGUGCUUUGCUCUCUGUCUAGGCAGGGGUGGCUGCCUCGUGUAAAACAGCCACGUACUUGCAGACUGCAAAAAAUAUUUUCCCACUGGAUGGAGGGGCAGUAACCCAAAGCGUUGGGGCAGUGAGAGGCUGAGAGGUGUUGGCCAUGUCCCGCUGUGCCGGGGCUGAGAUCCUUGCUGGCAGUGCACAGAGGAGAUGCCUUCUGGGGGGACAAAUCCAACAGGACUUCCAUGGGCACAAAUGUGUCCAUGCGCCCUUGGUGGACCUGUGCUAGGAGCGAGGCUGGCUUACACAAGUUGGCCCCUAAAGCAGGGAAAUCCUUUCAGGGAGAGGAUCAGCGUUUAAGGUAGAGUUGGGGUGUUUGUACAGACCCGAUUUUCUUCCUGUAGUCGUGUAGUGAUGAUUUUUUUUUCAUUUUUAAGGGAAGGACUCAGCUCUUUCACAGUCCUCUCUCCCCCUCUCCAGCGUGGCGAGUGCUUUAUCCACCUCCCCACGUCAGGAGCAUUUUGGGGAUGGAUGUGAGAGGAAGGAGGAGGCCAUGGCAGGGCUCUGCAUGGGGCCAUGGGGCUCAGCCUGGUUUUGGAGCUGCUGGCAGAAAAAAGGGCUGUGCUGGGGUGACAGGUGAGAUGCUGGGGUAGGCACCAUCUCCUUUCUUUGAGCCCUUUUUGGGUGGUCACUGCUAGAGAAGAACAUCUUGUGUUCCAGGGAGGCUUUGAGCUGUUUUGGAGAUGGUUUCUCCUCCUUGGGGCUUCCCUUCUGUCAUCUCUCCGGGGAUAAAUUCUUUUGGAGGCACCUGGAUGUCCUUGCAACACCCAAAAUGCUCCCGAUCCUUCCAAGGGAAGCAGAGUCUGGGGUUUCAACUCUUUCCAGUCUUCCAGUCGAGCUGAAGCCUGACCAAGGAAGACCCAACUUCCCAACCUGCCUGAUGUGGCAGCGUUAAGCACCGGCACUUUAGGGGUCUGUUCUGCCUGGUUUCUCUCCCCACCUUGCCCUGGUCCUCCGGAGCAGGUUUCUGCAUCCCCAGAGCAUCUCCGAACGAGCGCUGCUAAACCACCCCCUUUGCUUUUAGUAGCCAUGGUGAAACACCUCCUGUCUGUCUUCCUUUGUGCUUCCUGAUUUUGCCAGAACUUGCAGGAAAACCGAAAUAAAUAAAUAAAUAAAAUAAUUAAAUUUUCAUCAACUGAGCUAGGGCUGCUGCAGCUGCUGCUGGCACCAUCCCCAGUGCCACCCCAGCAGCCCCAGUGCCACCCCAGCUGCGUUAUCUCCCGCGUACACACGGCCUGAAGGGCCUGGCCAGCUGGGGCAACCUAAAUUCACAAGUCCUCCAAACCGAUCUCCUUUGCUGUCUCGCAGGCCACAGGAUUUAUCAGUGUGAGGGCUUGACAUGACGGUCUCAGGCUCCCAGAGCCGUGGGUAGGGCUGGAGCUGCCCCUUUUCCCUUCCUGACUUUGUGCCCAGCUGCAGCAUCUUCAUUUCUCAGGUCUUGCUGGAAGGGGAGAGCCCGCUCCAGGACCUCUGCUCUUUGCUCUUCUCCACACCCCAGCCAGGCACAGAGCUGUCUUCCCCCUUCCCGAAUAUAUAUUUCACCCUCCAGACCCCAAACCUGCCUCCUCUCCCUUUGCCCCCCAUGAAUUCCUGACCCCACGGAGACCCACAGGUUGGAGCUGGCUGCGCUCGCCUCCCCAGGAGGACCAUCCAACAGCAGGACCAUGUCUGAGAGCCCCAUGGACCAAGCAGAAAACCCCAUAACCAUCUCCUCUGAUCACCCCAGGAGCCAGGGCUAACCCUUUAUGGCCACCGUGGGACAUCCCAUGGCCUGCAGAGCUCUUUUGGAGCAAGCAUCGUGCUCCCACACCUUGCCACCGUCCGUUCCCAAAGGUGCAGGUCCCAGCCCCUCCACACCACAUGGGGAAACCCAGACUUGGGCACAUCAGAGGAGGGGACGGUGACCCCUGUGCCACUUGUCCCCAGAGGCCACCCAGCAGCUCCCAGCCCCUUGGCUGUGUCCUUCCCUCCUGUGGGAUGACAGGGAGUGGGAGAGGGGGCAUAGAGGGGGCUCUAUGGAGCGGCUCCUUCCUGCUUUGGGUUGUUGUCCCUUUUUUUCUAACCGUUGCACAACUUUAGGGCUUUUGUAACAUUUUUUUGGACGAGCAGGGAAAAUGUUAACAGUGGUUUAAGAAAAAAAAAAAAGAAAAACGAGCUCUGUCUCUCUUAUAUAAUAUAUAUAUAAUAUAAAUAUACACACAGGAA
Anas platyrhynchos (mallard) is the source of this 5900-nucleotide messenger RNA. RefSeq names its product calcium/calmodulin dependent protein kinase II alpha (gene CAMK2A). Gene Ontology annotation, molecular function: calmodulin binding; ATP binding; calcium/calmodulin-dependent protein kinase activity. Gene Ontology annotation, biological process: protein phosphorylation. Lineage: Eukaryota; Metazoa; Chordata; Aves; Anseriformes; Anatidae. The record is from RefSeq and is a predicted model, not a curated record.